Molecule: messenger RNA, 492 nt
Organism: Penicillium brasilianum
Lineage: Eukaryota; Fungi; Ascomycota; Eurotiomycetes; Eurotiales; Aspergillaceae
Source: the annotation of a GenBank genome assembly
AUGGCCAGCAAAUGCAUGAUCACCGCAAGUGAAAUUAUUGCAAUUGUCAGACCGAUCAUUGAUGGUAUUCAUCAUCUACUACAACAUGGCAGAGCCCUUGCCUGCCUAACUCCCGACACGGUUUUUGUGACGCAAUCUGGCAACGUCAAGAUCGGGGGGGUGGAGAAAAGCUGUCAAAUUACGACCUCGGAAAUGAAUCCUGCCACAUGGAAAGCAUAUGCCUUGGCCGAUAUCGUCACGCGCCUGAUGGCAAAGAACAGAUCCUAUGAAUGGAACGCCGAUAUGAAAACACUACCAGAUGAUCUACGGACGAUGACUAUCGAUUCACUGCUACAGGUUGGUCACUUGAAACUUGUUUUGUUAUUAUUGAAGCUAACGGCUCAGAAACCUGCCUUUGAAAACACGCCUUGUCCAGAAGAACUCGUCCUUCUUGUUACUCUGACAACAAAGACCGCAUAUCACCAGAUCGAUUCAUAUUCUGUUCGGCCAUGA